UUUUUCAUCUACCACCCAUCUCCCUUAUAUUAAUCCCACACCCAUCUCCGAUACGCUCAACCAGCUCCCUCCCCCGCCGCCGCCGCGCUAUUACGUAUCUCCUCCGCCGUCAUUCUAUCUAAACUACGCCCAUGGAUCUUCUCCUCCUAGAGAAGACCCUGCUGGGCCUCUUUGUCGCCGUGGUGCUCGCAAUCACCAUCUCGAAGUUGCGAGGCAAGCGGUUCAAGCUGCCUCCGGGCCCCCUACCCGUACCCGUAUUUGGGAACUGGCUUCAAGUCGGGGAUGAUUUGAACCACCGGAACUUGUCUGACCUAGCGAAGAAAUUCGGGCAAAUAUUCCUGCUUCGGAUGGGGCAGCGUAACUUGGUGGUGGUCUCGUCCCCGGAGCUGGCCAAGGAGGUGCUCCACACCCAGGGGGUCCAGUUCGGGUCCCGAACCCGAAACGUGGUGUUCGAUAUCUUCACCGGGAAGGGGCAAGAUAUGGUGUUCACGGUGUACGGCGAGCACUGGAGGAAGAUGAGGAGGAUCAUGACGGUGCCCUUCUUCACCAACAAGGUGGUCCAGCAGUACCGGUUGGGGUGGGAGGAAGAGGCGGGUCGGGUCGUCGAGGACGUGAAGCGGAACCCAGAGGCGGCCACCAAUGGGAUCGUCUUGAGGAAACGGUUGCAACUGAUGAUGUACAACAACAUGUAUCGCAUCAUGUUCGAUAGGAAAUUCGAGACCGAGGACGACCCCCUGUUCGUAAGCCUCAAGGCCUUGAACGGAGAGAGGAGUCGGCUGGCUCAGAGCUUCGAGUACAACUAUGGAGAUUUCAUUCCCAUUCUGAGGCCCUUCCUGAGAGGCUACUUGAAGAUCUGCAAGGAAGUUAAAGAUAGGCGGUUGCAGAUUUUCAAGGACUAUUUUGUCGAAGAAAGGAAGAAGCUAUCGAGCACGACGAACAUGGACAACAACAGUCUGAAAUGCGCGAUUGAUCAUAUUUUGGAUGCUCAACAGAAAGGGGAGAUCAACGAGGACAACGUUCUGUACAUAGUUGAGAAUAUCAACGUCGCUGCCAUUGAGACAACGCUUUGGUCAAUAGAAUGGGGCAUCGCCGAGCUGGUAAACCACCCGGAGAUCCAGAAGAAGCUCCGGCACGAGCUCGACACCGUCCUAGGCCCCGGCGUCCAGAUCACGGAGCCGGACACCCACAAGCUCCCUUACCUGCAAGCCGUGAUCAAGGAGACUCUCCGCUACCGCAUGGCGAUCCCUCUUCUGGUCCCCCACAUGAACCUCCACGACGAAAAGCUCGGCGGGUACGACAUCCCGGCCGAGAGCAAGAUCUUGGUGAACGCCUGGUGGCUCGCCAACAACCCUGACCACUGGAAGAACCCGGAAGAGUUCCGCCCCGAGAGGUUCCUGCAAGAGGAGGCCAAGGUGGAGGCCAGUGGCAAUGAUUUCAGGUACCUACCGUUUGGCGUCGGCCGGAGGAGCUGCCCUGGGAUUAUCCUGGCUCUGCCGAUCCUCGGCAUCACUUUGGGACGUUUGGUUCAGAAUUUCGAUCUCUUGCCGCCUCCCGGACAGUCGAAGAUCGACACUUCCGAGAAGGGGGGACAAUUCAGCUUGCACAUUUUGAAGCACUCGACCAUUGUUCUAAAGCCGCGGUCUUUUUGAAUGCGAUCUUUAUUAGCUUGUUUGUGUGUUUUUGCGAAGAAGUGGGGGGUGUUGAGAAGCAAUUCGCAAUUCGGUAUUCGCUUGGUGGGAUUGUAAAUCUAUGGAAAGUUACGAAUGUGGAAUAAGUAAUUUGUAUGAACUAGUGAUUUAGUAGUUCAGGUUCAGAACAAGAUAGAGAGAAGCCCUCACUGGCACUGGCAGUAAUUUUAUAUAUGGAGCUUCAAUGCGAUGGAGAUGGAA
Messenger RNA from Diospyros lotus (date-plum), 1889 nucleotides. RefSeq names its product trans-cinnamate 4-monooxygenase. The record is from RefSeq and is a predicted model, not a curated record. The coding region runs from base 132 to 1649 and encodes 505 amino acids. Gene Ontology annotation, molecular function: trans-cinnamate 4-monooxygenase activity; heme binding; iron ion binding. Lineage: Eukaryota; Viridiplantae; Streptophyta; Magnoliopsida; Ericales; Ebenaceae. Gene Ontology annotation, biological process: lignin metabolic process. The transcript has 3 exons.